Arachis ipaensis is the source of this 1995-nucleotide messenger RNA. Lineage: Eukaryota; Viridiplantae; Streptophyta; Magnoliopsida; Fabales; Fabaceae. The record is from RefSeq and is a predicted model, not a curated record.
AUGCAAGAUCUUGGCAGCAACCUGCAACCUCACAUCUAUAGCUCUGUCCUCGUUGCUCUCAUUAGGAAGAACCAAGUCCCAUUGGCUUUGUCCAUCUUUUUCAAGCUUCUUGAUUCUACUACUGAUGGUUUUGAUUCCAAUACAACCAAUGAAUUGUUGGUUUCUCUUAGGAAAGCAAGCAUGAAGGUGGAGUUCAAACAAGUUUUUGAUAGGCUUAGAGAGAAGAAAGGUUUUUAUUUUGAUACUUGGGGCUACAACAUUUGCAUCUAUGCAUUUGGUUGUUGGGGUGAUCUUGGUGCUUCUUUGACCCUCUUCAAGGAGAUGAAGCUGAAGGAGAAAGAGAAGGAGUUAUUGGAUUAUGGUUCCUGCGGCCACACUUGUUCUCCUGUUGAACUUGAUUUGUGCACUUAUAACAGUCUCAUUAGUGUGCUUUGUAAGGUUGGCAGAGUCAAUGAUGCACUUAAAGUGUUUCAAGAGCUUAAAGAAGGAUCUGGCCAUGAACCUGAUGAGUUCACUUAUAGGAUCCUUGUGCAAGGUUGUUCCAAGACUUACAGAGUACAUGAUGCCACCAUGAUUUUCAAUGAGAUGCAGAAUAAUAGAUUUCGCCCGGAUCCUGUUAUUUAUAAUUCUAUGCUUGAUGGACUCUUCAAGGCUAGAAAGGUUACAGAAGCUUGCCAACUGUUUGAGAAAAUGGUUGAAGAAGGCACGAAGGCAUCUUGCUGGACAUAUAACAUUCUGGUUGAUGGCUUGCUUAAAAAUGGGAGACCUAAAGCUGCAUAUACUCUCUUCUGCGACCUCAAGAAGAAAGGCCAGUUCGUCGAUGGGGUUACUGACGUUAGGAUUUUUGCUAUUACUUACAGCAUCAUUGUGCUGCAAUUUUGUCGAAAGGGUCAACUUGAGGAGGCACUACAAUUGGUGGAAGAGAUGGAAAGCAGAGGUUUUGUUGUUGAUCUCACUACGAUAACAUCGCUCUUGAUUAGCAUUCAUAGACAUGGUCGCUGGGUUUGGACGGACAGGCUUAUGAGGCAUGUGAGGGAGAGUGAUCUGGUGCUUAGUGUUCUCAAGUGGAAAGUUGGAAUGGAGGCUUCUUUGAAGAACCCAAAGAGCAAGAGAAAGAAUUAUUCGCCAAUGUUCCCUUCCAAAGGAGACUUUAGUGACGUCAUGAGCUUCAUAACUAAUGCUCAGGACGUCACCCUUGAUUCACAGCACGAUUCGGAUUUUCAAGACAAGGAGAGUUCCGGUAACAAAUUUGAUGAGUGGUCAUCAUCCCCACACUUGGAUAAAUUGGCCAAGUCCUUGCUUAGCACUUCCCAGCUGUUUACUCCUUCUCGUGCUCAAAGAGUUCAAGAAAAGGGGCCAGAUUCUUUUGAUAUUGAUAUGGUGAAUACUUUCUUGUCUAUAUUCCUGGCCAAGGGAAAGUUGAGCUUGGCUUGCAAGUUAUUUGAAAUUUUCACUGAUGCAGGUGUGGAUCCUGUGAGUUACACUUUUAAUUCUAUGAUGAGCUCCUUUGUCAAAAGGGGUUAUUUCACUGAAGCUUUGGCUAUCCUGAACCAAAUGGGAGAAAACCUUUGCCCAACUGAUAUAGCAACAUACAAUAUGAUAAUUCAAAGUUUAGGAAAGAUGGGAAGAGCAGAUCUGACCAGUGCUAUUCUUGAUAGGCUGCUGAAGCAAGGUGGCUAUCUCGAUGUAGAUAUGUAUAACACACUUAUCAAUGUUCUUGAAAAGGCAGGCCGAAUUGAUGAGGCCAAUAACUUCUUUGAGCAAAUGAAGAGCAGUGGGAUAAAUCCCGAUGUUGUCACAUAUAAUACGUUAAUUGAAAGUCACAGCAAGGCAAGACGGUUGAAGGAUGCGUAUAAGUUCUUGAAAAUGAUGUUGGAUGCUGGGUGUCCUCCUAACCAUGUAACGGACAUGACAUUGGAUUAUCUGGGAAAGGAAAUCGAUAAAAUGAGAUACCAAAAGGCAUCAAUUUUGAGUUUAAUAGAUGACGCUUCUUGA